Molecule: messenger RNA, 788 nt
Organism: Phymastichus coffea
Lineage: Eukaryota; Metazoa; Arthropoda; Insecta; Hymenoptera; Eulophidae
Exons: 2
Coding region: 328-621 (97 amino acids)
Source: RefSeq, a predicted model, not a curated record
GCCUGCAGGUGAUCGGGCCCGCCGCGCCGGGGCGGUGCCAAAGUCAAGAGCGUUGCAAUAAAGGGCUGACGGCUGGACGAUGCAUUUCUGCAAAGCGCGACGAGCUAACGAAACGCGGCCGAGCGAGAGGAGCGAGUGGUGGCGCCAAACGUGCACGCGUGCAUAGCGGAGCCUCCCACUUUCAGAAGGAAAGAGCACGGGCGAGGGGCCUCGAAUCCUCGAGCGCGCGCUAUAUAAGCCAGUGCCAUAUCGCUGGCGCCUUUAGUUCCCGGAAGGUCGACCGCCCAUCUGCGUCUCUCACAGUCAGGCAAAACAAGUAGCUGCAGGAUGAAAUCGGCGGCGAUGUUGGUGCUGAGUCUGAUGGUAGCGACGGCCGCUGGGAUGCCCCAGCAGAAGGACGGCCAGCGCUUCAGCGACGAGGCCAUCAAGCAGGCACAGUCGACCUUUCUCAUUCCCAAAGACGCGCAGAUCCAGAACGUACAGGAGGGCAUCGAGCUCGCCGCCUACGAGUCCAUUCCCGGCAACCAAAGGAUCAACCUCUUCGAGAUUCUCGGCAAGCACGUGCCCGCCGAGGUUGUUAACAACCUCCAGGGACAGAUUGACCAGAUCGGCAGGAAUUAGCCGACUUUCACUUCUCUUCGCUCCUCGUCGCCCCUUGUUGCUCCACAUCGUCGCCCCUCGAUGGUUAUCUUCUGCAGGUCGACUCGUUCUGCAGCUAUGACCCACCUGACACUCUUCAUUCUCUUUUCUCUUUUGUCGUUUACUUAAUUUCUUAAUGCUCAAUAAAA